This is a messenger RNA of Anopheles coustani, 4665 nucleotides long. RefSeq lists its product as uncharacterized. The transcript is spliced from 7 exons. Gene Ontology annotation, molecular function: RNA endonuclease activity; metal ion binding; single-stranded DNA endonuclease activity. Gene Ontology annotation, biological process: apoptotic DNA fragmentation. The coding region runs from base 1 to 4665 and encodes 1554 amino acids. NCBI's taxonomy places the organism in Eukaryota, Metazoa, Arthropoda, Insecta, Diptera, Culicidae. Gene Ontology annotation, cellular component: mitochondrial inner membrane; nucleus. The record is from RefSeq and is a predicted model, not a curated record.
AUGAGGCGGUUUGCGUUUUUGUUGACGCUUUGCGCGUUUGGACUGCUGGCGCAGGCCCGCGACAUUCGUCACGAAAUUCCGGUGGAGCUGCCGGAGUUUGGCAACUUUGCUACUCCAUGCACGGUGCGACUUACUGGUGAUCUUCCUCGUCCUCAGCCAUUGAUCUUGAUCCCUGGUACGGACCAGUUCCGCUACCCGACCACCAGCAGCGGGCUGCUAGAGCUGAACGCUGGUGAGACGCUGGAGCUGGCUUGCCAAGACGGUUUUGGUCUGUUCCCGGGAAAGAGCUCGAUCAACAUCGCUUGCGUGAUCGGCGAUCAGUUCAACUACGAUGGCCAGAUGUACGCGUUCCGCGAAUUUGCUUGCACGGAGAACUGGCUGAGUACUGCACGUCGUACCGCCCAGCGGUGCUUCAAUGGAGCGACGAUCGUGGAGGUCGGAUUCGCCGUCGGUCCGCGAUUCCCGAAAAUUAUGGACGUUUGCCACGACGAGGUGACGUUCGACAACCACUACAUCGUGCACGAGUUUAUCCCGGCCAACGCCGGAUUCCAGCAGGGCGUUCCCCGCCCAAGCUGGUAUCAGGGUGACUUCUAUCCCGGAAUCAACAUUAAUGGCCUGUACACCGUCAACACCCAGCGGGCCACUCUAGCCACCAUCUUGGGCUCGCAAGCCCGAGCCGAUGAUCUGGUCCAUGGCACCGAAAAUGGUAUCUUCAUGGCACGUGGACACAUUGCCGCACGCGCUGACUUCAUCUACGGAACGCAGCAGAACGCCACCUUCUGGUUCCUGAACGCAGCACCGCAAUGGCAGAACUUCAACGCCGGCAACUGGGAGCGCAUCGAGGCCGCAGCGAAAACGUUCGUUGCCUCGCGCAACAUUCGCGUGCGUGUUUACGGUGGAACCUACGGUGUACAAACGCAGGCCAACGGAAACGGCGAUCACCGGGAGAUCUUCCUCGACUUCAACGCCAAUGGACGUACGAGGGUUCGUGCACCGAAGAUCUACUACAAGAUUCUGCACAACGAGGCUCAGAACUCCGGGAUCGUGCUGAUCGGUGUCAACAACGUACACAUUUCGCUGGAAGAAAUCCGCCGGGACUACAUCUUCUGCACGGACGUGAGCAGCCGCAUCGGAUGGAUCAAUUGGGAGCGGGAAAAUCUGGCCCUCGGCUAUUCGUACGCAUGUGAAGUGAACGAGUUCAACCGAGCCCGCGAUAUCAGGCAGGAUAUUCCGGUGGAUCUACCAGAUAUUUUAAACUUCGCUACUUCAUGCAUGGUUAAUCUAACUCGUGAUCUUCCACGUCCCCAACCAUUGAUCUUGAUUCCUGAUACGAACCGGUUCCGCUAUCCAACCACCAGCAGCGGCCAGCUACAGCUUAAAGCUGGAGAGAAGCUUGAACUGGCUUGUCAGGAAGGUUUUACCCUUUUCCCGAAAAAGAAAUCAAUCAAAAUCGCGUGCGUGAUCGGCGAUCAGUUCAACUACGAUGGCCAAAAGUACGCGUUAAGCAAAUUUGCAUGUACCAAAAACUGGGUAAGUAGCGCUCGUCGGACAACUCAACGGUGCUUCAACAAAGCGACAAUCGUAGAGGUCGGGUUCAUCGUUGGCUCGCGGUUCUCGAAAAUUAUGGACGUCUGCCAUGACGAGGUGACAUUCGAUAACCAUUACGUCAUGCACGAGUUUACUCCAGCCAACGCCAGGUUCCAAGAGAUAACCACCCCCCGUCCAAACUGGAAUCAGGGUGACUUCUAUCCCGGUAUCAACAUUAAUGGCCUGUACACCGUCAACACCCAGCGGGCCACUCUAGCCACCAUCUUGGGCUCGCAAGCCCGAGCCGAUGAUCUGGUCCAUGGCACCGAAAAUGGCAUCUUCAUGGCACGUGGACACAUUGCCGCCCGGGCGGACUUCAUCUACGAAACGCAGCAGGAUGCUACGUUUUGGUUUCUGAACGCAGCUCCACAAUGGCAGAACUUUAAUAAUGGCAACUGGAAGCAGAUUGAGGCUGCUGCGAAAACGUUCGUCGCCUCGCGCAAUAUCCGUGUGCGCGUUUACGGUGGAACUUACGGUGUACAAACGCAAGCCGAUGACAAUGGAGACCACCAUCAGAUCUUCCUCGACUUCGAUCCCAAUGGACGUACGAGGCUGCGCGCCCCGAAGAUCUACUACAAAAUCCUGCACAACGAGGCUCAGAACUCCGGGAUUGUGCUGAUCGGUGUCAACAACGUGCACAUUUCGCUGGAAGAAAUCCGCCGGGACUACAUUUUCUGCAAGGACCCACUAAUCUUGAUUCCUGGUACGGACCAGUUCCGAUAUCCAACCACCAGUAACGGACUGCUACAGCUUAACGCUGGUGAGACGCUUGAGCUGGCUUGUCAGGAAGGUUUUGCCAUUUUCCCGGGAAAGAGCUCAAUCAAUAUCGCGUGCGUGAUCAACGAUCAGUUCAACUACGAUGGCCAGAUGUACGCGUUCCGCGAAUUUGCGUGUACCAAAAACUGGGUAAGUAGCGCUCGCCGGACUACUCAACGAUGCUUCAACGAAGCGACAAUCGUAGAGGUCGGGUUCAUCGUUGGCUCGCGAUUCUCGAAAAUUAUGGACGUCUGCCAUAACGAGGUGACAUUCGACAACCACUACAUCGUGCACGAGUUUAUCCCGGCCAACGCCGGGUUCCAGCAGGGGGUUCCCCGUCCAAACUGGUAUCAGGGUGACUUCUACCCCGGCAUCGAUACUGACGUGCAGUACCGAGUCAUCACUCAGAGGGCCACGAUUGCUACCAUCUUAAACUCGCAGCCCCGAGCCGACGAGAUAGUGCAGGGUACCGACAAUGGUAUCUUCAUGGCACGCGGGCACAUUGCAGCCCGGGCGGACUUCAUCUACGGAACGCAGCAGAACGCUACCUUCUGGUUCCUGAACGCAGCACCACAAUGGCAGAACUUCAACGCCGGCAACUGGGAGCGGAUUGAAUCUGCGGCAAAAACGUUCGUCGCCUCGCGCAACAUCCGUGUGCGCGUUUACGGUGGAACUUACGGCGUACAAACGCAAGCCGAUGACAAUGGAGACCAUCAUCAGAUCUUCCUCGACUUCGAUCCCAAUGGGCGUACGAGGCUGCGCGCCCCGAAAGUCUACUACAAGAUCCUGCACAACGAGGCUCAGAACUCGGGGAUCGUUCUGAUCGGUGUCAACAACGUACACAUUUCGCUGGAGGAAAUCCGCCGGGAUUACAUCUUCUGCACAGACGUGAGCAGCCGCAUCGGAUGGAUCAAUUGGGACAGGGAAAAUCUGGCCCUCGGCUACUCGUACGCAUGUGAAGUGAACGAGUUCAAUCGGGUGACUGGCCACCUGCCACAGCUGAACGUUGCCAGCUUUUCACAUAACAUUUUAGCGCGUGACGUUGCGCAAUCGCGCGACUUUGAAUUCCGUCAGUCUGGCGACCACUGUAUGGUUCCCUUCAAUGCGCUGCCGUACCCGGAGCAACCCCUGAUACUGAUACCAGGCACCGAAAACUUUUGGCACCCAACGGAUGAGACCAGGGUGGUGCAUUUUCCAGCGAACGCUACGGUUGAGCUGGCCUGCCGGGACGGGUUUAGGUUGUUCCCGGAGACGAACAGUAUCACGGUGAAAUGCGAUGCCGAUACACAGUUCUCGUACGACGGUAAGCAGUACGAGAUGGCAGUGCUUGCCUGCAACUCGUAUUGGCUGAGUUCUGCCCGAACUACACAGGAACGGUGUCUUCAGGGUGCGGGCGAGAUCGUGCAGAUCGGGUUCCCGCUGUCGACGGAUCGCUGGGUGAAUGUGUUUGAUGUAUGCUACGAGGAGAAGCUGUACCAUACACACUUCGUAAGGCAUCGCAUGACACGGGCCAACGGUGGUUAUCAGUCCGGCAAUCCACGGCCUUCCUGGUAUCAGGGACCGUACUAUACGGACGUGAACAUCAAUAACCUGUACACAGUUAACCGACAGCGGGAAACUAUUGCCAUCAUCCUGGGUUCCCAGGACCGAGCCGACGAGCUGGUGCAAACGACUGCCAACGGAAUCUACAUGGCCCGGGGACAUAUCGCCGCCCGGGUUGACUUCAUUUACGGUACGGAGCAGAACGCGACCUUCUGGUUCCUGAAUGCCGCCCCACAGUGGCAGAACUUUAAUGGAGUCAACUGGGAGCGAGUAGAGUCCUCCAUCCGAGACUUUGUCGGAAGCCGUGACCUUGAGCUUACCGUGUACAGUGGCACGUACGGCGUUCAGAAGCUAGCGGACGGUAACGGUGACUACCAGGAGAUCUGGCUUGACUUUGACGCCACGGAGGGUACUCGGCGUGCCCCGGCUCCAAUGCUGUACUACAAGAUCCUGCACGACGAGCGUAACAACGCCGGUAUCGCAAUCGUAGGCGUUAACAACGUGCACGUUCCGCUCGACGUUAUCCUCAAGGAGUACGUCCUGUGUCGGGAUAUCGGCGAUGAGGUCGAUUGGAUUGAUUGGCAGCGGAAGAACCUCACGAUCGGCUACUGCUACGCCUGCGAGGUGAACGAGUUUAAUGCCGCCAUCGGCAAGCCGCAUCCUCAGCUCGAUGUCGCGCGCCUUCUCACGGGCGGUGCCGGCGAACGGUUGGCCGUUUCGUUCGGUGCUUUGCUGGUACUUGUCGCCCAUCUUGCCUCUCGUGCCUUCACACCCGCAUAA